CUGUGGUCCAGCGGGUCCAGCUCCUCCAUCACCAUGGUGCAGAUGAUGGAGUCUCAGUGCGAGUACUUCAUGUAUUUCCCUGCGGUGCCCAUCACGGAUCUGUCGGACCCGGCUCGGUACCGCAGCCUGCCCCGCCGGAGCCACCUGUACCUGGGGGAGACGGUUCGAUUCCUGCUGGUGCUGCGCUGCAGGGACGCGGGGGCGACACCGACCGAGCCCGGCCCCGGGGGCGGUGAUGAUGCUGCUGCAGGUUUCGGGACGGAGUCGGCCAGCAGCCGAGCGUGGAGAGAGCUCGCCGGCUCUCUGUGCGCUGUGGCCAGUGUGAGUCCAGGUGAGAGCAACCGCCACCGAGGCAACCACCACCAGCAUCUCCAUGACUACCAGAGCAGCGGGGACGAGGCAAAUGAAGACGGCGAGGAGGACUACAUCGCAGCAGCGGAGGCGGCCAUCGCGGCACUAGGCAGCAGGGUGGACUCCCGGUGUCGUAGCUUCAGAGACUGCAAACCUCUGCUCAUCCACAACUCGUCAGGGACGGCGUACAGGGAGUUCCGCAGGGCGCCUGUUCAGUCUCCGCUGGACGAGCCGGUGGUUCUGACGGAUGAAGUGAUCUUCCCUCUCACCGUCUCUCUGGACAAACUUCCUGUCAGCACGUUGAAAGUCAAGGUGAUGGUCACGGUUUGGAAGAAGGAGGCAGAGAAAGCGGAGGUGCAGGAACUUGGUUACCUGAGCGUCCUGCAGCAGCGAGAACCGACACAGACCUUCAGACACGACCUGAACACGUUCAAGGCUCAGGUGAGCACCACUCUGACCGUCCUGCCGCCGCCAACCAUCCGCUGCAAACAGAUGACCGUCUCCGGGAGACACCUCGCUGUCCUCAAAGUGCUGAAUGAGUCUUCUCAGGAGGAGGUGAGUAUUCGGGAUGUUCGCAUUUUGCCGAACCUGAACGCCUCCUACCUUCCCAUGAUGCCAGACGGCUCCGUCCUGCUUGUGGACAAUGUGUGCCACCAGUCAGGGGAGGUCGGCAUGGCGUCUUUCUGCAGGGUGGACAGCCUGGCUUGCCGCCUUCCCAGCAUGCUCAGCGCUUUAGAAGAGCACGACUUCUUGUUCCAGCUGCACCUCAACGACAUGGGGCAGGACGACUCCAACGAGGGGCUGGAGGUUCCCCUGGUCGCUGUGUUGCAGUGGUCAACUCCCAAGAUGCCUUUCACCAAUUGUAUCUACACCCACUACAGGCUGCCCAGUGUCCGUCUGGACCGACCACGGUUCGUCAUGACGGCGAGUUGUCCGAGCACGGUCCGAGUGAAGGAGAACUUCAAGGUCAAAUAUGUUCUGCUCAACAACCUUCAGGACUUCCUGGCUGUACGACUCGUCUGGACCCCAGAGGGUCGCGGUCAUGGCGACGAUGCCUCUCUAGCAGCUGUGGUGUGUCACUCUCCUCUCAGUAACCUCGGUCACUGUCGUAAAGGAAGAACUUUGUCGUUCAGUGUUUCAUUCCAGAUCCUCCGACCAGGACUGUACGAGCUCAGUCAGCACAUGAAGCUGAAGCUUCAGUUCACAGCUUCGGUCUCUAACCCUCCUCCAGACGCUCGGCCUCUGUCACGUAAGAACAGCCCGUCCAGUCCGGCGGUUCGAGACCUGUUGGACCGUCACCAGGCGAGUCUGGGUCGAUCUCAGUCCUUCUCCCACCAGCAACCAUCUCGAUCCCACAUCAUGAGGACGGGCAGCGCCAUGGAGCGACGGGCCAUCACCCCACCUGUCGGCUCUCCGGUUGGUCGACCGCUCUACCUGCCACCACAGGACAAAUCGCUGCUGUCACUGGACAAGAUCGCUAAGAGGGAAUGUAAAGUCCUGGUGGUGGAUCCCGUCAGCUAGAGAGCGAGGGAGGGAGCGAGGGAGGGAGGGAGGGAGGGAGGGAGGGAGCGAGAUGAGCAACAAGGAGGAAGAGAGGAGAGACUUUGAAAGAAGAAAAUGAAUCGAUGAUCGUCAGAGCCUUUAGCUUCUCUUCAUCAUAACUGAACCUGAACCUCCGGUCGAACCUGCUGAUCCGUGUUACUGCGGAAACCAUUUACUGUAAAAUGUAUUUUUUAAUGUGAUGUAUUAUCACGUGUAUUAUUUAAAGCUACAGCAUCACUGUCUAUGACCUCAUUAUUAAGGAUUUAUAUUCUGUAACUAAAUAUUACUGAUCAAUAAAUCCUUUGAAAUCAAAGUGAU
Messenger RNA from Paralichthys olivaceus (Japanese flounder), 2211 nucleotides. RefSeq names its product trafficking protein particle complex subunit 14-like. NCBI's taxonomy places the organism in Eukaryota, Metazoa, Chordata, Actinopteri, Pleuronectiformes, Paralichthyidae. Gene Ontology annotation, molecular function: alpha-tubulin binding. Gene Ontology annotation, cellular component: TRAPPII protein complex. Gene Ontology annotation, biological process: cilium assembly. The record is from RefSeq and is a predicted model, not a curated record.